Messenger RNA from Moesziomyces antarcticus, 1176 nucleotides. RefSeq lists its product as uncharacterized. NCBI's taxonomy places the organism in Eukaryota, Fungi, Basidiomycota, Ustilaginomycetes, Ustilaginales, Ustilaginaceae. The transcript has a single exon. Bases 1 to 1176 code for a protein of 391 amino acids. The record is from RefSeq and is a predicted model, not a curated record.
AUGAGUGCAUCGACAUUGGCAACGCCUGUUCCGCCCCCGCUGCCCGUUACACGCACCGCACAGCCGCCGCCGACGCACGUCGAGUUCCUCCUCUCGCAAGUGCGGUCCAACCUGCGCUACCUCUCCGAGAUCGGCGCAUUUGACACUCCCACCUACCGGCAAAUCCACGAUCUCCUCGUUCGCGGCACUCUUGACCCCCACGCCGUGUCUCCCAGUACGCAACUUCCUCCAUCACGUCCUGUCGAGCGCUCUGAAUCGGCCGAUGAGCUGGGCAGCAAGAACGCCUGGCUGCGCAAGGUGCUUGCCGAAUCAUCAGUUCUGCCUACAACUGUCGAGACCGCGCUGUCGCUGACAGCGGGGCCGCUGCUGUCCGACGAUCAGAAGGAGGCAAUUGUGCAGCUCGUCGAGUACUCGCAGCAAGGCGUGGCGAACAAGAUCACCGACCCGACAUUGCAGAGGCGCAUGGGGUCGGGCGCUAGGACUGCACAAAGCUCGACGGCGCGCAAGGUUUCGAGCUGGAGUAAGGGGUUGAAGCAGGACCGACAGAAGAAAAAGUCGCAGAGUGAGGAGAAGAAGGAUGGAAAGAGGAGGGAGAAGGAGGAGCGAAGGCAGAUCAAGGCGGAGCUGAAGCAGGAGCGGAACGAGGUGAUUCGCAUGCGCCAGCAGCAGAUGCUCGGUGCCAAUGCAAGUCAAGCAUCGGGGAUUACUGCCAGUCCUGUGUCCGCAAGUAGAGCACCGGCAAAUGUGGACGACGAUAGCAGCAGCCAAUCGAGCUCCGAGGACGAAGCACAACUCACCAACCACGGUCCGAUCAACAGCCGUGACUUUGCAACGGGUGCAAGUGCGAUUGCAGACACUGCCACGCUCACCGUGCUCUCCCAGCCCAUCAGGGGCAGCGAGGAUAGUGUGGGCGGCACCAACACCACAUUUGUCGUGGAGCCAGGGCUGGCUAUAUCGUGCUCGCUCGUCGUGAUCAAAGGAAGCCAAGUGCAGGAUCAGCUCGAGCGGGUGCGUGAGACAGCCGCUGCAACUCCAGCAACAGUCCCGGCCGAAACGGCUUCGCAGGCGACGAUUCCUCCACCGAGCCAUCCCGACGUGCUGGCGGUGAGGAGGCAGAGCGGCAGUGCAUCGCAGCCGCCAAUACCGCCUCGACCCAGCACACAGAGGACCAGUUGA